This is a messenger RNA of Austrofundulus limnaeus, 402 nucleotides long. RefSeq lists its product as uncharacterized. NCBI's taxonomy places the organism in Eukaryota, Metazoa, Chordata, Actinopteri, Cyprinodontiformes, Rivulidae. The record is from RefSeq and is a predicted model, not a curated record.
UUUUGCUGUCGACGGAGCACCACCUGCACAUCACCGUUCAUUGUGAGCACCUGUGCACCUGCCAAUCUGGUCUGUAUCUAUCAUUGUUGGAGAUUUUUCUCUUACUUUAAGAGGUUUGGUGGCACCACACCUUUUUUGGGAGUGUGAGUGUGCAAGAUGACUCUGGACACCUUCGUUUUUUCUAAGGAAGAAGGUCAGAACAUUAUUGUAACAGAGACAUUUUUAACGAAUUCAGUAACACAACCUGACGAUGUACGUCACACUAUCUUCGAGUUAAAGAAAUUGAGAGAGAAAGACUUGAAACUGCAGAUGCACAUAGUAUCAUUAUCUGACUAUUGGAGAGAGGGAAUUAUCCCGAGAGGUCUUCGGAUCAACAAGUUCCCCUCUUUUAUGACUAAUGAC